UAAUGUUUCCAAUUCACUUUGUUUGUUUUGAGAGUUUUGUCAGCUAGACACGGAAACACAAAAAGACCCUUAUUCUCCACUAAAGAGGAAGUGAAAUCGCAGGAAGUAGACAAAAAAGGUGAUAAAAAAAUGGAAAACCUCCCGCGACGAAUCAUAAAGGAAACUCAACGACUGAUGCAGGAGCCUGUACCUGGAAUCUCAGCCAUUCCCGAUGAGACAAAUGCCAGGUACUUCCAUGUGGUUGUAGCUGGACCAAAAGAUUCUCCGUUUGAGGGUGGAAACUUCAAAUUGGAACUCUUUCUACCGGAAGAGUAUCCACUGUCAGCCCCCAAAGUUCGCUUCAUCACACGAAUCUAUCAUCCCAAUAUCGAUCGUCUGGGACGGAUUUGUCUGGAUAUCCUGAAGGAUAAAUGGAGUCCUGCACUGCAGAUUCGUACAGUACUCCUGUCCAUUCAGGCAUUACUCAGUGCACCAAAUCCCGAUGAUCCUCUGGCCAAUGAUGUGGCUGAAUUGUGGAAGAUGAAUGAGGUGGCUGCUAUCCAGAAUGCACGUGACUGGACACGGAAGUAUGCUUCAGCUUAGAGACAAUAUAAACAGAGGAUUUUGUAGAGAAUUGUCCAGAGACUGGGGGGAUAACAAUCUUUUUUUGGGGGGUUAUUUUUUGUUAAAAUGCGCUGUGCACUUUUUGGCUCAAAUUCACAUGGAAUUUCAUGAUAUAUCGCCACAGGGGCGAAAGGAUAUUGAAGUAUUUUUAACAAUAAAUCACGUUUAGAAGGUUUUCUUUUGGUGUUUUCAGUGUCUUGGCCAGGAUGUUCUUAAGAAAAUUUCUGGGGUUUUUUUUUUUUAAUAAAGAAAAAGAAAAACCGCCAGACAAUUGAUAGGUUUCUAGAUGAUUCAUAUUUUGACAACACGGGAGUGAAAUUUUUGGUUAUCGUAAGAAAAACGGGAUUUUCAUCAGGAAAUAGUCAUGCACGGACGCUUAAAAGUGAGGACGACUGAGGAAGAAGCUGCUCGGAAGAAAUUGGAGCAGGAUGAGAAGCUGAAGGCUUACAAGGCAGCAAUGAAGCGAAUUCAGGAGAAAAGGAGUACCCAGGAAUUGGAUAAAGAGAUGAUGGAACUCACACGAAAGCUUCUCAGUAGCAAUCCUGACAUCUACACUCUUUGGAACAUCAGAAGGGAAUGUUUUCACGCACUGAGGGAUUCCCUGACUGAAGAAGAGCUCAAAGAUCUCCAUGCAGGAGAUCUUCUAUUCACCGAGCAGUGCCUUCAGGUCAAUCCAAAGUCAUACGGAGCAUGGCACCAUCGUGGAUGGGUCUUGGAAAAUCGCUCAGAUCCAGAUUGGAAGAAGGAAGUUGAUCUCUGUACCAGGUAUCUCAAGAUAGAUGAGAGAAACUUCCACUGCUGGCAAUAUCGAAGAUAUGUGGCUGAGAAAGCAGGAGUAACGCCAGAGAGUGAACUCCUCUUCUGCACCCAAAAAAUCCAACAGAAUUUCUCCAAUUAUUCCUCCUGGCACUAUCGCAGCAAACUUCUGCCUCUGCUCUUUCCCCAUGAGACUGAUCCCCAGAGAGCCAUUUGUGAAGAGAAAUUGAGGAGCGAGCUGGAACUCGUGCUGACAGCUGCUUUCACAGAUCCAAAGGACAGCAGUGCUUGGUUCUAUCAGAGAUGGCUUUUGGGCUACUCAGAGCUUCCCCUGGACCUGGCUGCAUUCCGCCAAUCGGGCAAUUUAGCCACUGUGGCUUUCACAAAAGCUAUUAACCUUCACGAGUGUCAACUUUCUGGGGAUUUCCUGCCACUCGGAAAUGUGGCAGAAUGGAAAUCAACUUCUGGAAGCAUUUAUGAUAACACCUGGGUCAAGAGCAUCCCUGAAGACUCUCCCAGCACUGACGACUGCAAGGCGAACAGGGAGCUUGUCUUUCAGGAUGAAUCCAAUCAGGAGUACCGAAUGGAAGUUAGAAAGGCCAAAGGAGGAUUUGUGGGCGUCAAACUUCCAAAAUUUGAGCACAUUUUUGGCAAAGUCGUAGUGAAUCACCUGAAAGAGCAGCUGGAUUCUUGCAAUCAACUCUUGGAAUUCGAACCAGACAGCAAGUGGACCCUCCUGACAGCUGCCCUUCUCAUGAGAGCCAUCGACAGGAAGACCUAUCAUGCCAGAGCUCUGGAAUUUCUCAGGAAACUCCAAACCGUGGAUUCCCUACGCAGUGGCUACUACAAGGACCUUGCAAGCAAAUGGGCUGUAGAGCAGGUGAUAGAAAAAUGGAUGGAAGCUGGGAACUUUGAAGCACCCAUUGAUCUCUCAUCCUUACAAAUCACAACGAUUCCCUACGAACAAUUUAUGAGUGUGGCAAGUGAAAUUAAUUUGGCAGAAAACCAGCUACAGGAUAGGUCUCUGGCAAAACUAGUAGCUCUGCAGAACUGCAAAAUUCUCAAUCUGAGGAGCAAUCCCGUUGGGAAGGAAGCGAUUGAAACCCUCUGUGAAAAAUUAAGGAAUACCACGAUCCUCUCGGAUUUCUCCUAAUUCUUCGGGUUUUUUUUGGUAAGAAUAAAUCCUAUCUUAUACAAAUAUUUGCGGAUCUAUUGUAUUAUUCCCAAAGAUUAUUUUUCCUGGACUAGACCCUUCCUGGGCAUUUUUUUUAUUAAGAUUUCUUAAGUAAAAAAAAACUAACUUACCAAUGAGAAAAAUCCAUUGCAACCAGGGCCCAAUUAUCACGGUUAUUUAGUAGAAUAUAUUAAUAUUAGUGGUAAAUUGUCUAUUGAUAACAUCGAUAACAUAAUAAAAUUCAAUAAAGCUUUUUUAUUUGA
Phlebotomus papatasi is the source of this 2796-nucleotide messenger RNA. RefSeq names its product ubiquitin-conjugating enzyme E2 N-like. The transcript has 3 exons. The record is from RefSeq and is a predicted model, not a curated record. Gene Ontology annotation, cellular component: Rab-protein geranylgeranyltransferase complex; cytoplasm. Gene Ontology annotation, molecular function: Rab geranylgeranyltransferase activity. Gene Ontology annotation, biological process: protein geranylgeranylation. NCBI's taxonomy places the organism in Eukaryota, Metazoa, Arthropoda, Insecta, Diptera, Psychodidae. Bases 968 to 2512 code for a protein of 514 amino acids.